Messenger RNA from Mya arenaria, 1023 nucleotides. RefSeq names its product putative nuclease HARBI1. The transcript is spliced from 4 exons. Bases 1 to 1023 code for a protein of 340 amino acids. The record is from RefSeq and is a predicted model, not a curated record. Lineage: Eukaryota; Metazoa; Mollusca; Bivalvia; Myida; Myidae.
AUGGCUGCCAUAAUUGGCUGUUUAGUAAAUAUACCACGGAAAAAUAGAGAAUUUAGAGUAAUAAACUUAAAUGAAAACCUAAAUGAUGAAGAAUUGAGAAGAAAGUUCAGGUUUGGAAGGAGAGGAAUAGAGUAUUUGGCCGAUUUGCUGAGAGAGGACCUAGCUAGGGAAACAGACAGAAGUUGUAGCCUGUCAGUCGAGGAACAAGUCUGUAUAGCGCUGAGGUACUACGCUUCAGGUUCAUGUAUGCAGGUUGUUGGGGACACACAUGGGAGACAUAAAAGUAUUGUUUGUAGAGUUGUGGAUAAGGUUACCAAAGAGAUAGUGAAGCGUCAUAAGCAGUACAUUAAGUGGCCAGUUGAUGAAGCUACCAAGAGACGAGUGAAGUCUGAUUUUAGCAACAUAGCUGGAUUUCCAGGUGUUAUAGGGUGUGUUGAUGGUAGCCACGUCCGUUUGAUCAAGCCAUCACCAGACCAAGAGAGAGGUUUUAUCAACCGAAAAGGAUUCCCGUCCAUAAAUGUGAUGGCAGUGUGCGAUGCAAAAGGAAAAUUCACAUUUAUCAAUGCGCAGUGGCCUGGAUCAGCUCACGGUAGCUUUAUAUUUCGAACAUCCACACUUGGAUGCCACAUGGAGAGAAACCACAGGGGUUUGGAAGAUGGGAUUAUUCUUGGAGACAGCGGGUAUGCGUGUUCAAGAUACUUGAUGACACCAUACAGAGUUGCAGACACCAACCAAACGACAAACUUCAAUAGGGGGCUCUGCAGAACAAGGGUACUCAUUGAGUGUACGUUUGGACGUUGGAAGAGGAGAUUUGGAAUUCUCCAUGGAGAGUUGAGAAAGACACCAGCCAAGGCAUCAGAAGUGAUUGUGGCGUGUGCUGUUCUCCACAAUAUAGCCAUCAUGCUGCAAGAACCUGGUGUACCUGAUGAUGACAAUGGCGAUGGGGCAGACGCACAAAUACCAUAUGCAGGCAGGGAGACUGGCUUUUUGGUCAGAGAUCACCUUGCUCAAGUUUACUUUUAG